Cyclopterus lumpus (lumpfish) is the source of this 3374-nucleotide messenger RNA. It is a transcript of the gene pdcl, whose product is annotated as phosducin-like. The coding region runs from base 324 to 2858 and encodes 844 amino acids. The record is from RefSeq and is a predicted model, not a curated record. Lineage: Eukaryota; Metazoa; Chordata; Actinopteri; Perciformes; Cyclopteridae. Gene Ontology annotation, biological process: cyclooxygenase pathway; regulation of G protein-coupled receptor signaling pathway; response to oxidative stress. The transcript has 15 exons. Gene Ontology annotation, molecular function: prostaglandin-endoperoxide synthase activity; heme binding; oxidoreductase activity, acting on single donors with incorporation of molecular oxygen, incorporation of two atoms of oxygen. Gene Ontology annotation, cellular component: cytoplasm; neuron projection.
AAAAAGAAAAAAAAGCUUAAAAGCAUGCGGUUGCAGUGACGCUCUGCGCACCAGCAGGGGGCGAUAAAGACGCGUGAAGGCGAACGCGCCCCCAAGUCUCCGUCCCCCUUUUCCGCUGCUCCUCCGGACCGCAGGUGAAGGCGCAGUGCGGCGGGCUGCAGCACUCACAGACAGGACUCAACCUGUUGCACCGCCGGUCUGGCUGCUCUCGUGCUCCCGUGCUCUCCGUCUGUCCACAAGCGGGCUCUUCUCCUCCUCUGCGCCGCUGUUACACUUUUCUCACAGUUUUGUAGGAGUUGGCAUCCUGAACCGAAGCUGCUGUCAUGAGAUCCUCUGUCCUAGGACCAGUGUGUGCUCUGCUCUUGAUGUUGCGGGAGCCUGCAUGCCGGGGUGAUGAGGUUACCUCCGACACAGUGAACCCAUGCUGUUAUUUCCCCUGUCAGCACUGGGGUGUGUGUGUACGGUAUGAGGAGGACACGUACGAGUGUGACUGCACUCGUACCGGCUACUCCGGGGACAACUGCACUUCCCCGGAGUUCUGGACCAGAGUGCGUCAGUACUUAAAGCCCAGUCCAGAGGUGUUGCAUUACAUCCUCACCCACUUUAACUGGCUCUGGGACGUCGUCAACUACACCUUCCUACAGGACGUCCUGAUGCGACUGGUUCUAACAGUGAGGUCCAACUUAAUACCCAACCCUCCGACCUACAACUCCAAAUAUGACUACCUCAGCUGGGAAUCCUACUAUAAUCUGAGCUACUACACUCGGAUUCUGCCCCCAGUGCCGAAGGACUGCCCUCUACCUCUGGGGGUCAAAGGCAAAGCUGGGCUGCCUGACCCUGAGAUGCUGGUGGAGAGGCUGCUGAAGAGAAGGACCUUCAGACCCGACCCCCAGGGCUCCAACCUGAUUUUUGCCUUCUUUGCGCAGCACUUCACCCACCAGUUCUUUAAGACCUACAACAGCAUGGGUGUGGGCUUCACCAAGGCUCUAGCGCACGGGGUGGAUGCGGGGCACGUUUACGGAGGCGACCUGGAACGUCAGCUUCGGCUCAGGCUUCUCAAAGACGGAAAACUCAAGUAUCAGUUAGUUAACGGCGAGAUGUACCCUCCCACUGUGGCUGACGCACCCGUGAAGAUGAGCUACCCCCCUGGGGUUCCUCCUGAGGCUCAGCUGGCUAUUGGUCAGGAAGUGUUUGGACUCCUCCCAGGUUUGGGAAUGUUCGCCACGCUCUGGCUCCGGGAGCACAACCGAGUCUGUGACGUCCUGAAGGCGGAGCAUCCCACCUGGGAUGAUGAGCAGCUUUUCCAGACCACGCGCUUUGUCAUCAUCGGUGAGACAAUAAAGAUAGUGAUAGAGGAGUACGUGCAGCACCUCAGUGGAUACUUGCUGAAGUUGAAGUUUGAUCCCACCCUGCUGUUUAACUCCGACUUCCAGUAUGGGAACCGUAUCGCUCUGGAGUUCAGCCAGCUCUACCACUGGCACCCCUUGAUGCCGGAAAGCUUCCUUAUUAACGGAGAUGAACUGUCAUACAAGCAGUUCAUCUUCAACAAUACCGUUCUCACACACUACGGCAUUGAGAACCUGGUGGACUCCUUCACUCGGCAAGUUGCCGGUCAGAUUGGCGGUGGCUUUAACAUCAACCCUGCGGUGAGCAAAGUGUCUGUGUUGGCCAUUAAGGAGUCCCGCAAACUCCGCAUGCAGUCCUUCAACGAGUACAGGAAGCGCUUUAACCUCAAGCCGUACACUUCGUUCCAACAGUUCACUGAUAACGAGGAGAUUGCCCGUGAGCUUGAAGAAUUCUACGGUGAUAUUGAUGCACUUGAAUUUUAUCCUGGCCUGCUGUUGGAGAGAACACGUCAGGGGUCCAUUUUUGGAGAGAGCAUGGUGGAGAUGGGUGCCCCCUUCUCCCUUAAAGGCCUCCUGGGAAACCCUAUUUGUUCUCCGGUCUACUGGAAGCCCAGCACCUUUGGGGGCAAAGUCGGCUUUGACAUCGUGAACUCUGCCACACUGAAGAAACUGGUCUGCAAGAACACCAGGACGUGUCCUCAUGUGGCGUUCAGGGUACCAACAGAGGAGCAAUCGAAAACGGGGCAUGAAGACAAAAUUUGUAAAGGUAUUACAGUGACAGUCUAUUCUCUCUCAGGACCAAAGGGUGUCAUCAAUGACUGGAGGAAGUACAAGCAGUUGGAAGUGGAGCAGAAACAAGAGCAGAAGAAAGAGAUGGAAAGACUGAUCAAGAAGCUACAAAGAGAAAUGGAUGUCUUGGUAGGUGGAUUUAAUUACCUUUUGGCCAGAAUGACCAUGCAAGAGUACAACAUGCUCCAGGAAGAAGAGGAUGACGAAGACUUCCUCCAGCAUUAUCGCAUGCAGCGCAUCGAAGAGAUGCGGCGCCAGCUCUGCAACGGCAAGCGCUUUGCGCAGGUCUGUGAGCUUAUUAGCGGCGAGGACUUCCUGGAGGCUCUGGACGAGGAGGACAAAAGCACACUGGUCAUGAUCCACAUCUACGAGCCCGAAAUCCCGGGCUGCGAGAGCAUGAGCGGCAGCCUGAUGUGUCUGGCUCAGGAAUACCCGCUGGUCAAAUUCUGUAGCGUACGCAGCUCGGCCAUCAGCACCAGUGCACUGUUCAGAGACAGCGCUCUGCCUGCUCUGCUUGUUUAUAAAGGAGGCGACCUGAUCGGCAACUUCGUGCGGGUGACGGACCAGCUCGGGGAUGACUUCUUCGCUGUGGACGUGGAGGCCCUGCUGCAGGAGUACGGCCUGCUGCCUGACAAGCCCCCCAACUCCCAGAAGACAGUUCGCAACGGAGCCAUCGUACAGACCACUGUGAGCGAUGAGGACUCUGACCUUGAUAUAGACUAGAGCCUUUAUAUCGUCUAUGAAUUAUUUGCUUUUGAAACGUGUACACAGUCUGAAAGGACUAUAGAUGAUUUUUAUGUAAGUGGACCCCCCCCUAGUGAUGACAGAUUGAGCCAGGAUUGCUAUGUUACUACUCAUACAGCCAGCAGUGAAGCAGAACCAAAAGUAAAUGCAUCAUGGCUGAAUGAUUUUACUCAUGACAUCAAUCCAUGGUAAACAUAAGUUAUCAUAAAAAAAAAAGCACAUUAUUUUUGCCAUUAUUUAAAUCAAGGACCUGUGAGAAUAAUGUAGAUGUUAGUUUAAAUGUUUUGUUUGAGCUGUGACUGUCUCUAUUAUUUAUUCAUUGUGUUAAAACACAAUCGUUGUUUUGUUUCAUUUGAAUCUUCAUUGUAUUGAAUGUGUUUCACUCUAUAGAAUACAAAUCCUGCAGCCCAAACUGAAUCGUAGUUGAUUUUAUAACUUUUGUAUGUGCUGUACCAUUUGAAAUAGGGAGGUGAAUAAACAAAUGUUGGGACUCAG